Procambarus clarkii (red swamp crayfish) is the source of this 551-nucleotide messenger RNA. RefSeq lists its product as uncharacterized. NCBI's taxonomy places the organism in Eukaryota, Metazoa, Arthropoda, Malacostraca, Decapoda, Cambaridae. The record is from RefSeq and is a predicted model, not a curated record.
AUGUAUUCCCAGACAGCGUGUUUGUUCCUGGUGGCCGCCCUGGCGGCGGCGGCGCCCCAGACCUACCAGGCUACGGGGGUGCUGGAGCCCGAGUCUUCAGACCUUGGCUCAAGGGAGAGGAUCGUCGCCGCCACCAUCGACAUUCUGCCAGAAUUAGCCGAAGCCUUCGAGCGAAUUGGAAUCGAUGGUUUCAGCGACGGUGAGCGAGGCCAGCAGGCGAUGUUGGAGUUCUUGCCUCUCACACGCAAGCUCUUGAAGGCCAGGGCAGACGCUGAGGGCACUGAAGUAAGGAAGGAGGACCUGCAGAGAGUCAACGCCGCCGAGGCUGUCAUGCCCGCAGUCAACGACUUCGUUAACAGACUCAGAAAACUGAACGUGUAUGGAUCCAGUGAUGCUCAGCAGUAAGAAUAAAUAUCAGUAACGUGUAUAAUGGACAUUUUAAAACGUCCAUUAUACAUAAAAUACAUUAUAGUAUGCAGACAAUUCUUAAAGUGUAACUUAUUUAUAAAACUGUAUUUAAUAUUGUCUCAAUAGAUUUGACUAGCAAUAAA